Messenger RNA from Moneuplotes crassus, 960 nucleotides. The record is from the annotation of a GenBank genome assembly. Lineage: Eukaryota; Ciliophora; Spirotrichea; Euplotida; Euplotidae.
GCCCCAUUUGUUAGUUUAAAUGAUGAUUUGAGCAUGGAGCAGAAUGACUUCAUCAGUACUGGAGCUGAAUUACCCUGAAUAAGUCCUGAGAAUGUGUUUGCUACAGUUGCACACGAGAAUACGGUAAUGACAGCAUUUAUUACUCGAUCUUUCAAAUUGAAACUCUCAUUGUUUACCAUAUGUUUAGAGAGAUGACUUCUCUGUCCUUAGCUGGAAGCACUUUAAUCAGAUGUUGAAACACGAGAAUCUUGAGGAAGAGAGUUCUGAUAUUCUAGAAGUUCAAGAAAUUUCUCCCUCUCACUUGGGACCCUCUUUGGAUUGAAGAAACGAAGUAUUUGAUCAGAAAUCUAAUUUCUUAAAAUUUGAGAUUUUACUGUCUGAGUUCUCCCAAGAAGCAUCUACAAACUUGCCAAUGCAGGUCACUUGCGAGCAGGGAAGCAAGAAUAGAGACAUGACUCUGCAACAACAAGAUAGUGAUCAGUUGCAGCUCCUCUACGAGCGAACUGUUCCAACAGUUAUUGAUGCAAAGUUGAGGUCAAGAUACAGGAACGCCCUCAGAUUUCUGAGAAAGUUCUUCUUGAAGUUCUACAAAAGUCGCAAUAAGUCCAUCAUAAGGAAGAGAUAUGUUAAUUGUUUACCCACUGAAAUCUCUGAGAGCGUUGAAGCAACCCUCAAGCAACUUCUUGCAGCCGAUAUAGUCACCAAAGAUUUGGUUGAUUACACCAAAGGAAUCUUGGGUUUAAGGGAUUCCAUCCGUAUGAAGUCCAAAGCAGGGAUAAAACAACAAGUGUUAAUUUUCCAAGAUACAGCAAGAAAUUUCUCAACGUCAAAGUUCAAACAGGCUAUGAACUCUGCUUGCCUUCAGACGUUGUGAAGGUGCUUAGCUGAGAACUCAGAUGACCCUCGUGCACAAGAUCUUGAAGGGUAUAUUAAUAAUUUUAAGCCUAAACGAUUGUAAUA